Molecule: messenger RNA, 588 nt
Organism: Cyphellophora attinorum
Lineage: Eukaryota; Fungi; Ascomycota; Eurotiomycetes; Chaetothyriales; Cyphellophoraceae
Product: putative DNA glycosylase
Exons: 1
Coding region: 1-588 (195 amino acids)
Biological process (GO): base-excision repair
Molecular function (GO): catalytic activity
Source: RefSeq, a predicted model, not a curated record
AUGGCGUCUGUCUAUGGCGGGUCUGACAACUGGGAGGCCAUCGUUAAGGGCGGCCAGUCCAAGCUGCAGGAGGCGAUCAAGUGCGGUGGCCUGAGCGUCGUGAAGUCCCGCGUCAUCAUCAGCAUUCUCAACCAAGUCCACGAGAAAUACGGGAAAUACUCACUCGACCACCUACACACCACAUCGACAGAGGACGCGAUGACGGAGCUGAUCAGCUUCCAGGGUGUUGGCCCGAAGACUGCGUCUUGUGUGUUGCUGUUCUGUUUGCAAAGGGAGGAUUUCGCGGUUGACACGCAUGUAUAUCGGAUUACUGGAUUGUUGGGGUGGCGGCCGCAGAAGGCGAAUCGGGAGGAGACGUAUGCGCAUUUGAAUGUCCGGGUGCCGGAUGAGGAUAAGUAUGGGUUGCAUAUAUUGUUGGUGGGGCAUGGGAAGAAGUGUGAUGAGUGUAAGGCGGGCGGGAGGAAUGUGGGCAAGUGUGAGUUGCGGAAGGCGUUUAGGAAGGAGAAGACGGAGAAGGGGGCUUUGAAGGAAGAGGCUGACGAAGAGGUGGAGGAUGUCAAGACGGAGGAGAUGGACGAGGAGGACUAG